CACCUGCUGUCCUCUCCCCUGCAAAAAACCCGAAUCUCUCUUUCUCCAUCCUCUCAUCGAAAGCGAAAUCGAAAAAAAACAAAAAAACCACUCGGAAAUUAAACAACAAAACGGAUCUCCAACAUCACGAACCUGAGUAACUGAAACCCUAAUAGCUGCGAAACUCUUUAUCCUCUCUAUCUCUAAAAGUCUCUACGCACGUGAAGGAACGAAACUAGGGUUAGGGUUAGGGUUAGGGUUAGGGUUAAGUUUCAGCUUAGAAAAUUAGGUUUUUUUUGGUCCGAGAGAUUUGAAUUAGACCUAGACUGGAAUUAGGAUCAGGGUUGGUUUUGUGAUGGAAUGCGACGGUUGUGAGGGUGAUAGAGAAGGUUGUUGUUGCUAUCGUCGGGAAUGACCGGAGGCCGAUGCCACCGGCGAAAGAAGAUGAUGGGUAGGGGUCCUGAUGGAGGUUGCGGCGCUGAUGAGAGGCCUUGCCGUUCAGUUUCGAGGGUUCCGGCAGCCAAUUCCCUCGCAAACGAACCUGAAAUACCUCAACCAACAGUAAAGAAACCGACUUCACUCGAAGUCGAUUUCUUCUCCCAAGCUAAUAAGGUCUUAAGCGUGCACUCGCCAUUCGAUGUCGCAGAGAACGCGUCUGGUUCUGGUGUUCCAAGUUUUCCAAUCUUGUCUACUUUGCCUAGCCGGCUGGCUAGUUUGUUGAGGCAAUCAGAUGGCAGUAGAAAGAAACAUAAAAGGUCUCAUUCUGGCGUGGACAAGAAGUCUUCAUCACGGGUGAGUGACAGGUCUAAAGGAGGGAAUAUAUGGGUCGAGACUGAAGAGUUCUUUAGGGGAUUGACAUUGCCUGAUAUUGAUGCUUUGUUUGAACUAUCUUCUUUAUUUAAUUCUUUAGGUUAUACUAAGUGUUUCUAUAUUCCUUAUAUUGGAAAUGAGAAAAUAGAGAGAAUUGAGACUACUGCCACAAAUGUGAAAACUGAGGAAAAUCUGAAUGGGAAGGCUGAAGGAAACAACACUAAUGAACAAUCUGACACAAGUGCCAAUGUGGAGAAUGCAAAUGAUAAUGUGGAAAUGGAUUGUGUGGAUGGAAAUGGAAAAAAACUCAUAGUGAAAGAUGAGGGCAGUCAAGAGGAUGGGCAGUUUAUGGAAAUCGACAGCGUGGCUACUCAAAGCGAUGGAGCUGAGUGUUUGACCCAGGAGGAAGCAAAUGGUUGCUCUGUUUCUGAUUUUUCUAGCAGUGUAGAAUGGCUUUUAGGCUGUAGGAAUAGGAAUAUAUUGACUUCUGAAAGGCCUUCCAUGAAGCGGAAGCUUUUAGGCAGUGAUGCAGGAUUGGAGAAGGUUUUGGUUGGUCGUCCUUGUGAAGGAAACUUGUCAUUAUGUGAUUUUUGCUGCAAGGGCGAGACGGGUAAUGUUUCAAACAGGUUAAUUGUUUGCUCUUCUUGCAAGGUUGCCGUUCAUCUUAAGUGUUAUGGUGUGCAAGGGGAUGUAAACAAGUUUUGGUUGUGUUCAUGGUGCAAGCAGAAGAGUGAUGACAACGAUUUAGUCAAGCAGUCUUGUGUGCUUUGUCCAAAGGAGGGUGGAGCUUUGAAACCUGUUAAUGUAGAAAAUGGUGGGUCUGUUCUUGAGUUUGUGCACUUGUUUUGUUCCCAGUGGACGCCUGAGGUCUAUAUAGAGGACUUAACGAAGAUGGAGCCAGUUAUGAAUGUGGGGGGAAUUAAGGAGACCCGAAGAAAAUUAGUCUGUAAUGUAUGCAAGGUGAAGUCUGGUACCUGUGUUCGGUGCAGUCAUGGAACCUGCAGAACUUCUUUCCAUCCUAUAUGUGCUAGGGAAGCAAGACAUAGGAUGGAGGUCUGGGGAAAAUAUGGUUCCAAUAAUGUUGAAUUACGAGCUUUUUGCUCAAAGCACAGUGAACUCCCUGAUGAUAAGGAUACCCAUCAAUUAGGAGAGGCUUUUGUGGCUGCCAGCCACAACUGCUCUGUUGCCAGCCAUGAUCCAUCAGAAUUGCAAAUGGACAAACAACACAAGUUAAAUAGUGGCCGAAAUGGAGAUAAACUUGCAGUCCACAUAGAAACUUCUGAUACUAAUUCUGGUAAACCUGGUGAUGGUGAAUCAUGGGAAAUAGAAUUGAAUGAUUUGAAAUCAGAUGCCGUACCUUUGUCAGAAUCUGGGGAUGUGGACCAACUCAUUGAUACAGGGAUAUUUGAGAGAGGUGGCUAUGGGGAUGCUAGCCCUUCUGACUUCCAAAAUCUUUUGCUGAUUUUGAAGAAGCUAAUCGAUCAAGGAAAAGUCAAUGCAGAAGAAUUGACAACGGAAAUUGGCAUCUCACCUGAUUCUUUAAUUCCAACACUCGCUGAAGUUAAUUUGGUCCCUGAUUUUCAGGCCAAAUUAGUCAGGUGGUUUCAAAAUCAUGUUCACUUGGCUAGUCGACAUAAAAAUUUGAAAGUUCAACUAAAAUCCACAAUUUUUCCAAAGGCUGAGAUUGGAACAGCAGAUCAUUCUGAUGGUAUAACUGUAUCAGAGAGUGAUAUUACAGAUGCUGUUGCUGUUAAGUCAGUUCCCCCAGGGAGAAGAACCAAAAGUAACAUUAGGAUUUUGAGGGACAACAGUGUAAUUUGCUCACCUGAGGAAAUUUUGAGCGCCAACGGUAUCAUAAUGAAUGGGAUUAAAGCCGUUGAUCAACUGGGAAGUGAAGAACCAGAAAAUUUUAGGGAAGUAUCCAUCCCUAAUGUGGCUGAAAAGAUUCCUGAUGUGUUACAAGACUCUUCGGUUUUGCAUUUGCCUAAAAGUGAAGAUGGAAGCCUUUCUGUAAAAAUUGAACAAGUGCACGCUGCUAUUCCAGACAAGAGUAAUUCAAUUAAUACAGAUGGGGCAGUUUCUGUUUUUUCAGAUGUUAACUUUGUCAUCCCUAAUCUCAUAGAGCCAGAAGCGUAUUCUAAUUCUUAUGUCCAUCCAUGUAUACAUGAGAAGCUGUCACAGAUACAAAGUGGAAUGCUUUUGCAGAAAGGAAUUUCUGAACUUGAAGGUUCAAAAGACGGAGAAAUCUCUCGUUUGGAGGCCUCUUCCAAUGCCAGUGUCUGUUGUAAUCAUCGGCAUAAACACUCCAAGUGCAAUGACUUGAUCUGUAGUUCCAGUGAAGUAAAUCCAGAGCAGCUGGCUAAAGCUAAGAAACUGGGAAUUCUCAAACUAUCUCCGGUGGACGAAGUGGAAGGAGAAAUUAUCUAUUUUCAGAAUAGGUUACUUGGCAAUGCAGUUGCAAGGAAGCACUUUACUGAUAAUUUAAUAUCUAAGGUUGCUAGGCAUCUACCCCAGGAGAUAGAUGCAUCUAGGGGGCAAAGGUGGGAUGAAGUACUUGUUAACCGGUAUCUUUGUGACGUUAGAGAAGCAAAGAAGCAGGGCAGGAAAGAAAGAAGGCAUAAGGAAGCCCAGGCUGUUCUGGCUGCAGCAACUGCUGCUGCAGCAGCUUCUUCUCGGACUUCAUCAUUUAGGAAAGAUGCCUUGGAUGAAUCUGCUCACCAGGAGAAAUAUAAUACUUCUAAUGGGAGGGCUGGCAUUUCUUCUCAGUUGAUGCCACGUCCAAAAGAAAUGCUUUCAAGGGUGGCUGUUCCAAGGAUUUCAUCAGAGAAGUACUCUGAUUUUGUUCAGUCAAUUUCAGAUUUUUCUAAAGAUCACCCUGGACCAUGUGAUAUAUGCAGACGAUUUGAGACAAUACUGAACCCUAUUUUAGUCUGCUCUGGCUGCAAGGUUGCAGUUCACUUGGAUUGCUAUCGUUGUGUGAAGGAAUCUACUGGUCCAUGGCAUUGUGAAUUAUGUGAAGAAUCAUUGUCAUCUAGAUGCUCUGGAGCUCCUGUCAAUUUUUGGGACAGGGCAAAUGGUGUUGAAUGUGGUUUAUGUGGUGGUAUUAAAGGUGCUUUCAGGAAAUCUACUGAUGGUAGAUGGGUUCAUGCCUUUUGUGCAGAGUGGGUCUUUGAACCAACAUUCAGAAGGGGACAAGUAAAUCCUGUUGAAGGAAUGGAAAAGAUUGCCAAGGAGAUUAACAUUUGUUGUGUCUGCUGCCAUAGACAUGGUGUCUGUGUAAAAUGUAGUGCUGGUCACUGUCAGGCCACAUUUCAUCCCACCUGUGCUAGGAGUGCAGGUUUUUACAUGAAUGUUAAGACUCUUAAUGGCAAGAUGCAGCACAAGGCUUACUGUGAAAAGCAUAGCUUGGAGCAGAAGGCAAAGGCUGAAACUCAAAAACAUGGAGAAGAAGAGAUAAAGAGCAUGAGGCAAGUCAGGGGUCAAUUGGAGAGAUUACGUCUUCUUUGUGAGAGAAUUGUUAGACGUGAAAAAAUAAAGCGGGAGUUGGUUUUAUGCUCACACAGCAUACUUGCUUGCAAGCGAGACCAAGUUGCUCGUUCAGUACUUGUUCGGAGUCCCCCUUUCCCUACAGAUGUCAGUUCAGAAUCAGCUACAACAUCCCUCAUUGGGAACACAGAUGGGUACAAGUCAUGCAGCGAUGCUGUCCAAAGAUCAGAUGAUGUUACAGUAGACAGCACCAUUUCUGUCAAGCACCGAGUUAAGGUUGCUUUGACCAUGGACACUGACCAAAAGACCGAUGACAGCUCCACAUCUCAAAACCUUUUUACUCCAAAACCUUCAGAGAGGAUGCCUUUUGCUGGGAAGCAAAUACCUCAAAGACCUUCCUCCGCAUCACAUAAUCUUUUGGAUGAAGGAGAAUGGAGCUCAAAAUCAAAGCAUUAUGAGACUUUUGAGAAAGAGCUGGUAAUGACUUCGGAUGAAGCAUCGAUGAAGAACCAGAAGUUACCUAAAGGAUAUUUUUAUAUUCCUGUGGAUUGCCUUCCAAAGGAGAAGCGGAACAAUCAGAAUGCAUGUUCUGGUGAGCCCUUGGAACAUAAUGGUUAGAUGAAAGCAAUUUCUGGACUUGUGAUUUGCCCACUGGAAAUCAACAGCUGUCUAUUGUGGACAAGUACUUUCUUCCCGGAGCGACCAAAUUUACCUGAUUUAUGAAGGGGAGACUGGCAGAAUGAUGCCGAGAUUGGGUUCUAGACCGUGUAUCAACUUGUCUGGAUGUGUAAUGUUCUGGACAAAGUGGGGGGGGGGGGGGGGUUGGGGGAUGUUUUGGCAUCAUCGUUGUAUAAUCAUCAUGAGAGUAACUGUACAGUAGGGGAGGCUGUAUUCCGUUAGAUGUAAUCCCAAGCGGCUCAGAUUUCAUUAUGUUGAUGCCUGUCCCUCUUGGCUGGGAAGCAACGCUUCUUGUAUCUUUGUCCAAGGAAUGAGGAGUUGCCUACAGAGUUUGCGCCGUCAAGUCAAUGUAAAUAUUCUCAGCGUCAUUUCUCACAAGAAAUUUCUCUAGUAGUUUGAUGGAGCGUCCAAGUUAUCUUCCCAUUAUGACCUCACUAUCUGUUUUUAUUUUUAGCGCGUUACAGUCAGGUUUAGUUCGGUUCUUUAGCUGGAAGCUUCGUUCCAUUGGUAACAUGGCAUCUGAUUAGUGCCAGGUCUUGUUAAUCCAGCAAUGUAUUAUUUAAUUAAGGAAAUGCCUUUUUUAUCC
Molecule: messenger RNA, 5539 nt
Organism: Populus trichocarpa (black cottonwood)
Lineage: Eukaryota; Viridiplantae; Streptophyta; Magnoliopsida; Malpighiales; Salicaceae
Exons: 19
Coding region: 391-4893 (1500 amino acids)
Biological process (GO): regulation of transcription by RNA polymerase II
Source: RefSeq, a predicted model, not a curated record